AUGACCGGCAGUGUUACGCACUUGGGCAGAGAUUCCUUUGCCACUGUGGAGCGUGACCUGCUGGCGACACGGCCGCCACGUCCUGGUCCCCAGCUGCAUCUGGGGGCGUGGGGAGUGUGGGGGGCGUGGGAGUGUGGGGGGCGUGGGUGCGUGGCGGGUGUGGGGGGCGAGGGAGCCGUGGGGGGCGAAGGGGGUGUGGGGAUGUGGGGGUGUGGGGGCGUGGGGGCGAGGGGGCGAGGGGGGCGUGGGGGCGAGGGGGCGUGGGGCCGUGGGGGCGUGGGGGCCGUGGGGGCGUGGGGUGUGGGGGGGCGUGGGAGCGUGGGGGUGAGGGGGCGUGGGGGCGUGGGGCUCGAGGGUCAUGGGGGACGUUGGGGCGUGGGGCUUGGGGGUGUGGGGGCAGGGGCGUGGGGGUGA
This is a messenger RNA of Schistocerca cancellata (South American locust), 414 nucleotides long. Its product is annotated as PE-PGRS family protein PE_PGRS33-like. NCBI's taxonomy places the organism in Eukaryota, Metazoa, Arthropoda, Insecta, Orthoptera, Acrididae. The transcript has a single exon. The coding region runs from base 1 to 414 and encodes 137 amino acids. The record is from RefSeq and is a predicted model, not a curated record.